This is a messenger RNA of Scheffersomyces amazonensis, 1368 nucleotides long. RefSeq lists its product as uncharacterized. Gene Ontology annotation, cellular component: membrane; endoplasmic reticulum. NCBI's taxonomy places the organism in Eukaryota, Fungi, Ascomycota, Pichiomycetes, Serinales, Debaryomycetaceae. Bases 281 to 1156 code for a protein of 291 amino acids. The record is from RefSeq and is a predicted model, not a curated record. The transcript has a single exon. Gene Ontology annotation, biological process: lipid homeostasis.
GUCGCAUGAUCAUUAGUUUUGGGUUGCCGCAAUUUUUUUAGUACAAGAGAAAACUGUUGGAAACAAAAUUGUUGGAGGUCCUCUGAAAAAAAGUGAAAGGUGGAGGAGGCGCGAGAGAGAGUCCGGAAAAUGCGAUAAGUGUUUACGUGAGCCCUUCCGUAAAUUAAUAACACUAAUACUUUCAUUUUUAAUAGAGUCGAGGACCACAUCUUCAAUUUAUAAUCACAUUACUGUGUGACUCCAUUCAAGUUCAAUUAGACAUUAAUAGACUGUAUACACUAUGUCCUUUAUAACAUCUUUAAUUCCUGUAUUAACUGAAGAUCCAUUCUUAAAAUAUCGGCCAUUCCCUGCCGAACCAGCCAAUUAUUUCGAAGCUCAUUGGCAUGAAGCAAUUGUUUCAUUUUUAUUCUAUACAAUUGCUCAACAAGUCUCCAAACCUAUAUCCGCUCAUUACUUUGGUAAGACUUAUACUUCAUUAAAAUAUAAAACCAAAGUAAAUUUUGAUAUUCAUGUUGUAUCUAUGGUUCAAUGUUUUAUUUCAAUUUCUUUAUUAUUACCUAUGUGGAAUCAUUCUCAUUGGCAAAAUAGAGUUAAUGAUCCAUUAAAUUCUGUGGUUGGUUAUACUCCUUAUGGUGGAUUAGUUGCAUCUUUAACAUUAGGAUAUUUCCUUUGGGAUUUAAUGGUUUGUUUAGUACAUUUUGAUAUCUUUGGAAUUGGAUUUCUUUUCCAUGGAUUUGCUGCAGCAUUUGUUUUUGGAGGUUCUUUACGUCCAUUCUGUAAUCCAUGGAUUCCUGCUUUUCUUUUAUUUGAAUUAUCUACUCCAUUUGUCAAUAUUAAUUGGUUUGCUUCAAGAUUACCAGCAGGAACUUUUAAUGAAACAUUUAUCCUUUUUAAUGGUCUUGCCCUUAUAAUAACAUUUUUUUCUGUUAGAAUUUUAUGGGGUUUAUAUGCUGUGUCAUUAUUAGCUAAUGAUAUGUUCCAAGUAUGGAAUCAAAUUCCUUCAUUUUUAGCAGUAACAGUUCUCGCACUUAAUGCAUCAUUAGACUUUUUAAAUAUCUUUUGGUUCCAAAAGAUGAUAGCUAUUGCUAGAAAGAAACUUGGAGGUAAAGAAUCUACUAAGGAAGCAGUUAAAGAAGUUGCAAAUAAAAUUGAUUAAGGGAUCAUUUUACCUUAUUUUAUUAAUACUACUAUAUAUUUACGAAUCAUAAAAGUCAUUAAAAAGUGUAUUGGUUGACUAAACAACUCAUUACAAUAAUCACAUAUAUUAAUUAACUACUUUUAUAUAUAUAGUCAAUAGUUACUCUAACAAUUUAUGAAAAUUAAUUAUUAGUAGUAGUAGUAGUAGUAGUAGUAGUAGUAGUAGUAGUA